AUGGAGGGCCUUUACUACAACGUCAAAUACGGCUACAUCGAGGGCAUCGUGCGCGGUUACCGCAAUGCACUGCUCACCAGCCAGAACUACAGCAACUUGACCCAGUGCGAAACCAUCGACGAUGUCAAGCUGCAGCUCUCGCCCGCGUACGGCGACUUCCUCAACUCAUUGCCCCCGAACCCGUCGACGUCUGCCCUCGCCGCAAAGACCACCGACAAGCUCGUGGCCGAGUUCCGCUAUCUCCAGGCCAACGCUACCGGCUCGCUCUCCAAGUUCAUGGAAUACCUCACGUACGGCUACAUGAUCGACAACGUCGCGCUGCUGAUUACCGGCACGCUGCACGAGAGGGAUACCCGAGAGCUGCUCGAGAGGUGUCACCCACUCGGCUGGUUCGAGACCAUGCCGGUGCUGUGCGUGGCGACCAACAUCGAGGAACUGUACAACUCGGUUCUGAUCGAGACACCGCUCGCACCCUACUUCAAGGGCUCGCUCAGCCACCAGGAUCUCGAUGAACUCAACAUUGAGAUUAUCCGCAACACCCUGUACAAGAACUACCUCGAGGACUUCCACCAGUGGAUCAACUCUUGCUCUGACAUCGCCGGAACACCCACUUCAGACGUCAUGUCCGAGGUCUUGGAGUUCGAGGCCGACCGCAGGAGCAUCAACAUCUCCCUGAACUCGUUCGGCACCGAGCUUUCCAAGGCAGACAGGAAGAAGUUGUACCCAGCUUUUGGCAAGCUGUACCCAGAAGGUACUUUGAUGCUAUCGAGAGCAGAUGAUGUCGAGGGUGUGCGUAUUGCCGUUGAGAGCGUCGCCGACUACAAGAUGUUCUUCGACCAGACCGGUCUCAGUGGAGGUGGCGGUGGCGGCGUAGGCAACAUGGCUGGUGGUGUUGGUGGUGAGACGAGGAGUUUAGAGGACCUCUUUUACCAGAAGGAGAUGGAGAUCUCCAAGCUCGCAUUCACCCACCAAUUCACCCACGCCAUUGUCUACGCAUGGGUAAAGCUGCGCGAGCAGGAAAUCCGUAACAUCACAUGGAUAGCCGAGUGCAUUGCGCAGAACCAGAAGGAGCGCAUUGGUAACUACAUCAGCGUCUUCUAG
Molecule: messenger RNA, 1101 nt
Organism: Alternaria postmessia
Lineage: Eukaryota; Fungi; Ascomycota; Dothideomycetes; Pleosporales; Pleosporaceae
Gene: VMA6
Product: H(+)-transporting V0 sector ATPase subunit d
Exons: 4
Coding region: 1-1101 (366 amino acids)
Biological process (GO): vacuolar acidification; proton transmembrane transport; vacuolar transport
Cellular component (GO): fungal-type vacuole membrane; vacuolar proton-transporting V-type ATPase complex; proton-transporting V-type ATPase, V0 domain
Molecular function (GO): proton-transporting ATPase activity, rotational mechanism
Source: RefSeq, a predicted model, not a curated record